GAGAUUGGAUAGACUGAGGCCGGAAGCUGGAAUGGCCUAGGAGCACAGGUGACAAAUACCUGUCGCCUUUGAAUUUCAGGGCAGAACACCAAGACAAGCAACAGCAGGAGGAUCAGCUGCUGCAGCAGCCGCGGCGGCCCACGUGUCUUUCUCUGCCCAGAAGGCCAGAUGCCCGCUCUGCAACCAGAACCAACACACUGAGGCAAGGGCUGCGGGACGGAAACCAGGAACCGGUCUUCCCAACAGGACUCGGCUUCUGGGUUAUGCCCGUUUCCAGCGUCUCUGAAUAAGCUGCACAGGCAAGAUCACAACCAGGAGGAACAUCACCUUUCCUUAGUCCAUCGCCCAAAGGAAAUCUAAACCGCUCUGCCAGGUGUAUGGGACUUUAACUUCGCGAAGCACCGCACUAAACUGUUUAAGCACGUAAACUAUGACCACUUUACUCUUAGUGUUUGUGAGUUUGCGAGUCAUCACUGCAGCCAUUUCUGUGGAAGCGUCAGACCAUGUCAGCGAGCUGAGCGUGAGCAUCCCGGUGCCGUCCCCACUCCGGAUCUCCCUGGGCCACCCCCUCUCGAUCCCCUGCUACUUCAUCGACUCCCUGCACCCCGUGACCACGGCCCCCUCCACACCCCCGCUCUCACCCCGGGUCAAGUGGAGCCACCUGGCGGGCGGGCAGGAGGUGGUCCUGCUGGUGGCCACUGAAGGGCAUGUGCGGGUCAACGGUGCCUACCAGGAUCGCGUCUCCUUGCCCAACUACCCGGCCAUCCCUGGCGAUGCCACCCUGGAGCUCCAGAGCCUCCGCUCCAACGACUCAGGGACGUAUCGCUGCGAGGUCGUCCAUGGCAUCGAGGAUAGCAAGGCCACGCUGGAGGUCCUGGUGAAAGGCAUCGUGUUCCACUACAGAGCCAUCUCCACUCGCUACACCCUGGACUUCGAGACGGCCCAGCAGGCCUGCCUGCAGAAUGAUGCCGUCAUAGCCACCCCUGAGCAGCUGCAGGCAGCUUACGAUGACGGCUUCCACCAAUGCGACGCUGGUUGGCUGGCCGACCAGACCGUCAGGUACCCUAUCCACAGCCCCCGUGAGGAGUGCUACGGGGACAAGGAUGAGUUCCCUGGCGUGAGGACCUAUGGCAUCCGAGACACCAACGAGACCUAUGACGUCUAUUGCUUUGCAGAGGAGAUGAAAGGGCAAGUGUUCUAUGCCACGAGGGAGGAGAAGUUCACCUUCCAGGAGGCGGCUGAGGAGUGUCGGCGGCAGGGAGCCCGGCUGGCCACGACGGGGCAGCUUUACCUGGCCUGGCAGGGUGGGCUGGACGUGUGCAGUGCUGGCUGGCUGGCCGACCGCAGCGUGCGCUACCCCAUCACCAAGCCGCGGCCCACCUGUGGGGGCAACCUGGUGGGAGUGAGGACCGUGUACCUGCACACCAACCAGACGGGCUACCCCGACCCCUCCUCCCGCUAUGAUGCCGCCUGCUAUAUGGGCGACGACUUGGUUAGCCCGGAGAACUUCACUGAAGGGACUGGAGAAGAGGAGGAUGUCACGGUCCUGAUGCCAUUCCGGCCUGAGGUGGAGAUACACUUGAUUCCCAAUGUCACAGAAGAGAAAGAGGCCCAGGGUAACGUGGUCACCCUGGAGCCUGUGGACAUCACCCCUACUGGCCCGGCACCCAGCGGGGACUUCACGGAGGCCCUUGGAACGGUCUUCUCGGAACUAGAGAACAGGACGAAAGAAGCCCCCACCCCAUGGGCCACCCCCGAGGAAGUCACGGCAUCCGGUGCCCCCUCUGCCACAUCUGGGCUGGACACCGCCGUGGCCUUCACAGAGGAGGACCUGAUUGUGGGUGCAACAAUGGGCCCUGGAGCCGCCCCAACCCCCAGGGAGCCCCUCCCACCCACCGGCGUUGUGUUCCACUACCGGCCAACCUCCUUCCGCUAUGCCCUCACCUAUGAGGAGGCCCAGCGAGCCUGCCUGGCCACGGGGGCAGUCAUUGCCACACCAGAACAGCUCCAGGCGGCCUAUGAGGCCGGCUAUGAGCAGUGCGACGCUGGCUGGCUGCGAGAUCAGACAGUCAGGUACCCCAUCGUCAACCCCCGGAAUCAGUGUGUGGGCAACAAGAACAGCAGCCCAGGAGUCAGGACCUAUGGGCUCAGGCCCCCAUCUGAGACCUACGAUGUGUACUGCUACAUUGACUGGCUGCGGGGUGAAGUGUUCCUUGCCACCCGCCCUGAGCAGUUCACCUUCCUGGAAGCCCUGGCCUACUGCAGAGAGCACAAUGCCACCCUGGCCUCCACGGGGCACCUCCACGCCGCUUGGCGCCAGGGCCUGGACCAGUGCCAGGCAGGCUGGCUGGCUGAUGGCAGCGUCCGCUACCCCAUCGUUACCCCUCGUCCUGCCUGUGGGGGAGACAAGCCCGGCGUCAGGACGGUCUACCUGCACCCCAACCAGACAGGACUGCCCCACCCUCUGUCCCGCUACCAAGCCUUCUGCUUCCGAGCUGUGCCCACUCUGGAGGAGGUUGAAGGGGUCACCGCACCAUCCUACCUGGAAGAGGACCUUAUCACCCCCGAGGUGUUCCCAGGAGUGGAGGGCAUCCCAUCGGGAGAGGAGACAACUGUGGCAUUAGCCUUUACCACUGGACCGGCAAAUCAGACAGAGUGGGCCCCAGAGUUCUUCCCAACAGACACAUCCCUACUCUCAGCAAGUCCAUCGGCCUGGCCACCCACCAGCAUGGCACCAGAAGGCAGCGGGCAGCCCUCUGCCGGUGGUGCUUCGGCCUUGGGGUCCGGCCUGGAGCCCAGCAGCGGGGAGGCCUCAGCAUCUGGAGAGGCAUCGGGUGCCCCUGAGGCCAGUGAAGAUGUUGUGUCCGGAGAGGUGUCUGGAGAAUUGGAAGUCAGUGGGCAGCCCUCGGGAAGCAGCGUGGGAGGGCUGCCCUCCGGAGACCUGGAGGCCAGUGGCGAGCCCUCCUCUGGCACGGGGUCUGGCCUGCCCAGUGGGAGCGGCUUGGCUUCCGGGGACGUAGAUGUCAGUGGGUGGCCCUCGGGGGUCCCGGAGCUCGGAGGGUUGCCAUCCGGGGAGGGAAGCCUUUUGGGGUCAGCUUCGGGAUCCGGGGACCUGGGCGGCCUGCCUUCUGGACAGCUCGGGAGUGGCCUCGCUCCAGAAGUGAGCGGUCUGCCCUCUGGAAUGAGUGGCGAACUCUCUGGGGAUGACUUUGGGAGCAGCCCCUCCUCUGGCCUGCCCGAUUUCAGUGGGUUUCCCUCUGGGUUUCCAACUGUCUCUCUGGUGAACACCACCUUGGUCGAGAUUGUCACGGCCACCGCUGCAAGUGAACUGGAGGGGCAGGGGAGGGUAGGAGAGGCAUCGGGAAGUUCCUUGGGUGAAUGGGACAUUAGUGGGGGGUUGAGCGGCCUGCCUUCUGGAGUGGGGGCUAGUGGGCAAGGCUCAGCACUACCUGAUGGCAGUGGGGAAACAUCUGGACUGUUCAGCGCCAGUGGACAGGCUUCUGGCCAUCCUGAUGCCAGUGGGGAAGCACCUGGUCCAUUUGAUCUGAGUGGCCGGCCUUCUGGACUGCCUGAUGCCAGUGGAGACAUAUCUGGAGUCUUCUAUGGCAGUGGUCAGCCAUCUGGUGUGCCCGACAUCAGCGGAGAAGCAUCUGGAGUCUUCUAUGGCAGCGGACAGCCAUCUGGUGCUCUCGAUGUCAGCGGCGAAGCAUCUGGAGUCUUCUAUGGCAGCGGACAGCCAUCUGGUGUGCUCGAUGUCAGUGGAUAUGCAUCUAGAGUCUUCUAUGGCAGUGGACAACCAUCUGGUGUGCCCGAUGUCAGCGGAGAAAUAUCCGGAGUCUUCUAUGGCAGUGGACAGCCAUCUGGUGUGCCCGAUGUCAGUGGAGACAUAUCUGGAGUCUUCUAUGGCAGCGGGCAGCCAUCUGGUGUGCCUGACGUCAGUGGUGAAAGUUCUGGAGUCUUCUUUGGAAGUGGGCAACCUUCUGGGGUACCCGAUGUCAGUGGAGAAGCAUCUGGAGUCUUCUGUGGCAGUGGACAGCCAUCUGGAGUGUCUGAUGUCAGUGGAGACGUAUCCGGAGUCUUCUAUGGCAGCGGGCUGCCAUCAGGAGUGCCCGAUGUCAGUGGAGACAUAUCUGGAGUCUUCUUUGGUAGUGGGCAACCUUCUGGGGUACCCGAUGUCAGUGGAGAAGCAUCUGGAGUCUUCUAUGGCAGUGGACAGCCAUCUGGUGUGCCUGAUAUCAGUGGUGAAAGAUCUGGAGCCUUCUUGGGCAGUGGGCAACCCUCUGGUGUACCCGAGGUCAGCGGAGAAUCAUCUGGCGUGUUCUAUGGCAGUGGGCAGCCAACUGGCUUACCUGAUCUUGGCGAAGAAUCACCUGGAGUUCCAGAUUACAGUGAACAAUCGUCUGGGGUGCCUGAGGCCAGUGGAGAAACUGAGCUCAGUGGAGAAACAUCCGGAGUCAUCUAUGGCAGUGGGCGGCCAUCUGGGGUGGUGCCCGAUCUCAGUGGUGAAGCAUCUGGAGUGUUUGAUCUCAGUGGGCAGCCAACCAGGGUACCCGGUGCCAGUGGGGUGGGUGAUAUCAGUAGACUGAGCUCUGGCCCUGUGGAGGGCAGCGGAGAGGCUUCUGGCAUCACCUUUAUUGACACCAGUUUGGUCGAAGUGACUCCUACUUCAUUUCGGGAAAAAGAAGAAGGUUUAGGGUCCGUGGAAGUCAGCGGAUUUCCCUCCAGAGAUGUAGAGCUCUCAGGCAGCCUCUCUGGAGCAGGCGAUAUUAGUGGGCAAUCUUCUGAAACCCUGGAACUGACCUCGGGAACUCCAGAAUUGAGCGGGCAGCCUGGUGAGGUCAGCGGGGAGCCCUCGGGAGUCGAGCUGGGAAGUGGCCUCCCGUCCGGCGGGUAUGACCCCAGUGGACUUUUCCCCAGUCUUCCUACUGUCUCCCUCGUGGACAGCACACCAGUAGAAACUGUGACCCAAGCUUCCUCAGCCCAAGAGGCUGGAGGAGAGCCAUCGGGGGUUUGGGAAAUCAGUGGAACCCUCUCAGGAGAGAGGGAGAGCUCUGGAGAACUGUCUGGGGUCAUGGGGUCAGGGGUGGUGGGGGCCAGCGGGGAGCCUCCCAGUGGGCCAUAUUUCAGCGGGGACUUUUUUGGCAUCACCGAUGUGAGCGGAGAAACUUCGGCCACCACUAGCGCUAGCGGGGCAGGAUCGGGGCUUCCCGAUGUCACCUUGGUCACUGCAGAGGUCACGGAGUCAGAGGUCACCCCCACCAUUUCCCAGGAGCUCUGGGGAGGCCCCCCGGUCACCCGCUCCCCGCUCUUUGACUCCAGUGGGCAGGCCUCUGCGUCUGGCCUGGAGAGUGGGGAGAUGCCCACGUACCCUGAAAUCGGGAUGUCAGCCACUCCCAAGCCUGGGGUGGAAGCCUCCAGCCUUCUUGAGGAGAGUGGAGAGACAUCGGGUCUGUCCAGUAUCAGUGGAGAGACCCUGUUGGCUUCGGACCCAAGAGGACAGACCUCAGCAGCCCCCUGGGUGAGUGGAGAAAUGUCCACAGCUAUGGCACCUGAGGAGAGCGGAGAGCCAACCUCCUCCUAUGAAGUCAGCAAGGAGACCAGCAACGUUGUCCUGGAGGCAUCGGGGGGACAAGGGUCCAGUGGGGCCCCUGAAGUGAGCGGCGAGGUCCCCACUGGGCCCUCCCCAGUUGCCUCAGGGGCCGGACCAGAUCUGGCCAUCAGCAGCGGUGUUCCAGAGGCUGCACUGGGGCCCCCGACCCAGGGGCCUGAAGAACCUCAGUUGGAAGUCGAGGCCUCCACGGCCUUGGCCACGGGAGAAGAGACUGACCAAGCUGAGCCUCUGGAAACUGGAGCAGUCACGUCCGCCACAGACACUUCUGCCCCAUCUCAGGUGGAAGACACAGAUGAAGCAGAAUCCACUAAUGGAGACACGGACGAGUGCCACUCAAGUCCCUGUCUGAAUGGAGCCACCUGCCUGGACGGCAUCAACUGUUUCACGUGUUUAUGCCUUCCCAGCUACGGAGGGGACCUGUGCGAUAUCGACCAGGUCACCUGCGAAGAAGGCUGGACCAAGUUCCAGGGACACUGCUACCGUCACUUUGCCGACCGAGAGACCUGGGUGGAUGCGGAGAGCCGGUGCCGGGAACACCAGUCCCACCUGAGCAGUAUCGUUACCCCUGAGGAGCAGGAGUUCGUCAACAGCAAUGCUCAGGACUACCAGUGGAUUGGUCUCAAUGACAGGACCAUUGAACACGAUUUCCGCUGGUCAGAUGGGAACACCCUGCAAUUUGAGAACUGGAGACCCAACCAGCCCGACAACUUCUUUGCCACGGGGGAGGACUGCGUGGUUAUGAUCUGGCACGAGAAGGGAGAGUGGAAUGAUGUCCCCUGCAACUACCACCUGCCUUUCACGUGUAAAAAGGGCACAGUGGCCUGCAGGGAUCCCCCUUCGGUCCUGAAUGCCCGGACUCUGGGGCCAAAGAAAGAGCGGUAUGAGAUCAAUUCGCUCGUGCGAUACCAGUGCGAUGAGGGCUUCCUCCAGCGCCAUGUGCCCACAAUCCGGUGCCAGCCCAGCGGGCAGUGGGAAGAGCCCCGGAUAGCCUGCCUUGACGCUGCGACCUACAAGCGCAGACUACAAAAGCGGAGCCCACAGCCCCGCCACAGCUCUGCCCAUUAGGCGAGAACUCCCAGAUGCCCUCCACAGGACAGAAUGAGCCCAGAGACCUUUUUGGGAACCGACGACGUAUUUCACAGAGCCAAUGUCUUCUUCUUCUUCUUCUUCUUCUUGCUUUUUGUCAUAUAAGGAAUUAUAUUAAAGAGGAAAAAAUAACCCCCCGACCUUGUGUAUCUACCAAAAAAAAUACCCUACAUAAAUAAGAUUUUAUUUUUCCAAAACACUAAAGAAAAGCCAAUUAGCUUCCAGCCACUUGGUAUGACCUACCGUCUGAGACUGGGGACUUUCAUUCAAUUUCUUGUUGUGCCUUUUGGGGGAGGUCGGGCAGGGGGCCAGGGAGGAGAGGCAAAGGGGUGGGGUUAAGUUAAAUAAAGAAGAUUAUUUUUUGUUUCCUGAUUUUACCCAAGAGCAAUGUAAUUAUUUGUUAUUUAAUCUCCGGUAUGAGUGGGAGGAGAGACAGGGGAGGAGGUGGCACUGGAGAACUGGUUGUGAUCUGGUUGUGAACUGGAGAUGAAUGUACUGGAAGUGAAGGAGGGGAUGGGGGAGGGGGUCUGUGAGUGAGGGAAAUGGGGUGCAGGGGGAGGGGCCGGGGAUGGGGGUAGGAGGUGCAUGGGGAGCGAGAGGGAAGGAGAGAGUUGGAAGGGAAACACAAAGGAUGGUCCUCAGGGCUUUUUCCUCUGGUUUCCCCCUCUGGCCAUGUCUCUGGUUUCCUCUCGCUGCCGUCUUGCCAUCUUGGCCGCUGGCACAGCAAGGCGGGGGGCCCUUGCCCCAGGGACGGGGCACCACGCCCGGGACCGUGCAGGACACCAGAGUUCCGUGCACCUAUUUAUAUUUUUGAAAACUGAUGAUGAUGAUGAUAAUAAUAAUAAUAUUAAUAAAAUAAUUGGAAGAGUAA
Molecule: messenger RNA, 7568 nt
Organism: Tachyglossus aculeatus (Australian echidna)
Lineage: Eukaryota; Metazoa; Chordata; Mammalia; Monotremata; Tachyglossidae
Gene: ACAN
Product: aggrecan
Exons: 21
Coding region: 431-6676 (2081 amino acids)
Biological process (GO): cell adhesion
Molecular function (GO): calcium ion binding; hyaluronic acid binding
Source: RefSeq, a predicted model, not a curated record